Molecule: messenger RNA, 339 nt
Organism: Cylicostephanus goldi
Lineage: Eukaryota; Metazoa; Nematoda; Chromadorea; Rhabditida; Strongylidae
Source: the annotation of a GenBank genome assembly
AUGCUCAUUUUGACAGUUCAGUAUGGUACAGAUGGUGUAACGACGUGUGCUCACGCCAGCCUGUGGCCUGAAAUGGGUAUGAUUGACCUGGCACGAAGGUACAUUGCACGAUGGCAAGGGCCAGCACCCGAGGAUAGCCCAAGCGUUCAGGAGAGGGACUGUCAGACGAAGAAAGUGAAGAACAUGCGCGACGCCGAAACCGAGCUGCGCCGACGAAUCAGAGAAGCGAGAGGUGGGGCCUUGCCAUCGAUCGAUAAGCAUGACCACCUCGAGCACUUCCGAUCGCUUCCCAGUUCGCUGCCUGGAAUGGAGAAAAGUAAUCGGUUGGGGCCAACAUGA